GGAAAUUAAUAAAGAAAAUAGUCAUUGGCUGCACGUAUUUUAUUCUUAAGUUUAUAAUAUUUUAUUUUAUUGGAACUAGUGUUUCUCCCUUCAAGAAAUGUUUAUUGGUUAACGUAAAAUAAUUGUCAACUGGAAGUAUGUUAAAAUAAGAGUAGCUUCAAUAAAAGUCUAAAUAAACAUUUGAGUUCUAAACUGCUUUUCUCGGCCUGAAGAAAGUCUCUAUUCAGGCUUUAAAUCUAAUGGAAGUCAACCACGGUGGCGGGAUGGCACUGACACUCGGUCCUAACUGGGCUGAGAUGACUCGGGAAUGUCUUCUGGACAUCUUCUCACGCCUUAGCCAGGAAGAAAGAUGGAUGGGACCGAUGCUUGUCUGCAAGACUUGGAUGAACACAUGCCAUGAACCGUCACUCAACACGAUCUUCGAUCUCGAAACUCGGUUUCAGUCAUUCCCGGAGUCCAUCAACUGGUGGAUUCCCGAGUUUGAAGACAAGGUUGAUGCCUUCCUCAGAUCCGUCGUUGACUGGAGCGAAGGAGGCCUCACAGAGAUUCGUGUCAGACACUGCACAGAUCGCUCUCUAUCUUACGUUGCUGAGAGGUGCCCUAAACUAGAGGUGCUUUGGAUUAAUAGCUGCCCUCACGUCACUGAUGCAUCAAUGGCAAAGAUAGCUUCAAACUGUCCAAAUCUUAGAGAGCUUGAUGUAAGCUACUCUUAUUGUAUAUCUCACGAGGCUCUGUCCAUGUUGGGGAGGCAUUGCCCGAACCUAGAGAUCUUAAAACGGAACCUGUUUCCUCGGCAAGGUCCCAACGUGUCUAUAAUUGUAGCGCCGGUUGAUUAUAUACUUGCAUUUCCAAGAUACGGUAACAUCGAGGCUCAAAUAAUAGGGAGACACAUGCCUAGGCUGAAGCACUUGGAGCUUCAAUACUGUACACUGACUGUUAAAGGCCUUACCUCGGUUUGUAAAGGAUGUUCCGACCUAGAGUACUUGGACUUAUCCGGGUGUAUAUCAUUGACAAACAGUGAGAUAACGAGAUGUGUCUCGAGCUUGAAGAAUUUGUUGGAGAUCAAGAAGCCUGACUUCAACCGGCCGGUUGAUAUUUUACUCCUUCCAAAUUGAAGAAAAUAAUGGUGAUGCUAAACUUUACUUGUUUAUGGUUCCUUUUGUGUUAUUUUGAUGAUGUUAUUUGCUUAUUGUUGUUGAUGAGAAGAGAGUUGGUUUUCCUUGUGUGCUAAGAAACCACCUCUUCUGCUUUCCUAUAAUUCUCUUGUUGUAACGACUUGCUUCUUGUAUUUCUCUACUUAAAGCAAUGAAAAAGAGGCCAUUUCGAUUGCCAAAUAAAAGUAGCUUUCAACC
Brassica napus (rape) is the source of this 1352-nucleotide messenger RNA. Its product is annotated as putative F-box/LRR-repeat protein 19. Bases 240 to 1115 code for a protein of 291 amino acids. The record is from RefSeq and is a predicted model, not a curated record. The transcript is spliced from 2 exons. Gene Ontology annotation, molecular function: protein binding. NCBI's taxonomy places the organism in Eukaryota, Viridiplantae, Streptophyta, Magnoliopsida, Brassicales, Brassicaceae.